CUUUUAGAUCCCAGGGUCCUGUUUGUCUGCGGAGUUGACUUUCAGCAGCUGGUGGCGCACACAAAAUAUUUGGAGCACUUUCGGGAGAUUUUUAAAAUCGUAUUUAAGCAGAAAUUAUGAGCUUUGCCAGAUGUCGUCUUUCCGUUGGAAAGCUGUUAGGUCAGAGGAUUUCUCAGACAUGGAGCCAAAGAGGAAUGUGUCUUAAACCACAGGAGGUCAAAGAACGGACUCCAUCUGGAGCUGGGUUCAAACUCCCAGGCUACAAACCCUCGGAGAUGGACAAAAGGAUGCUGCUCUGGUCAGGACGCUUCAAGAGUGCAGACCAGAUACCAGAGUUUGUGGCGUUUGAGACGAUUGAGGCUGCCAGAACCAGAAUGAGAGUAAAAUUCUGCUAUGUGAUGAUUGUAAGCACAUUGGCUGCGUGUGUGCUGAUGGUAAUUCAGGGCAAAAAGGCUGCACGCAGAGACGAGUCUCUGACUGCUCAAAACCUGGAGAAAAAAGCUAAGUUGAAAGCAGAAGCUCUGGUUCAGAAGUCGGAGUGAUUUUUUUCCCCCCUUUUCCUAUUGUGUGUAUUCAGCUUCUUCACUCCCAACCUUUUGGAGAAGUAGAGCACAGCUUCUUGAGAUCCAGUAGUGUGGGAACCUGAGUUUACAGGUUUUUAAAAUAUAUUCUUGGCAUUUCCUAGACAGCAAAAAUGACCCAGUGAACAGAAUUGGAUUCAUUUCAAUGUUUCCAGUAAAAAUUAAAGUAAGUAAAUUAAAAAAAGGCCUUCCUGUUUUAAAACCAUCGUCAGAGACAACGGUAUUUUGUAGUGAUGGACACGGAAGGGUUAGAAAUACGUCAUCCAUCUGUACCAUUACUAUGUAACUAGAGCUGUUUAUUCAUAUCUAUUGUGACUUAUGUUUGUAUAGAGAGCACCAAAAUUGAGUUUAAUAAAAUGUUUAAAAAUUC
Molecule: messenger RNA, 951 nt
Organism: Betta splendens (Siamese fighting fish)
Lineage: Eukaryota; Metazoa; Chordata; Actinopteri; Anabantiformes; Osphronemidae
Gene: fam162a
Product: family with sequence similarity 162 member A
Exons: 5
Coding region: 117-542 (141 amino acids)
Biological process (GO): positive regulation of release of cytochrome c from mitochondria; neuron apoptotic process; cellular response to hypoxia
Cellular component (GO): mitochondrion
Source: RefSeq, a predicted model, not a curated record